UUGUGCUACAAACAAAAGUGAUUAAACGUUUCAAAGCCGCUUCGACCAAUAAAAGAAACUAUCUUUAGUGUUAAAAAAAUAAUUAAAAAUAAAUUUAAUUAUUAAUUUCUUCCAAAAAGUACUAGCGCAGUUAGUAUGGAAGAUGACGAUGCUGGGGUGCACCGCCUCGAAGGCUCAACUGGUACUAUUCGUGGUGGACUGGUAAUUAGGAAACCGAAAGAGGAGGGUAGCGAUAGCAAAUUUAAAGUGCCAAAGCCGUCCAUACUAGGAUUGGAUCGUUUAGCAGCGCAGCGCCGAAAAGAGCGUGAGGAAUCGCAACGCUUAAUAUCCUUCAAAGACAAUGAAAACGAUGAUGAUGAGGAGCAUAAAGGCUGCUUAUCAGCUACAUCUUCAGGUGGUGAGUUUGCAUUUAAAAAACCCGACGCCAGUAGCCUACAUAAGAUGAAUCGACAGUUGCGGGAAUCUAAAGUGGAGACACCAACGCAUACAGGUGGAGUGUCCGAAGAGGCUCGUGAACGAUUGCGUGAGCAUGUGAAACGAGAUCGAGACCGCAAUACCAAGAGCGGAAUGCGUUAUUCUACACGUGAACACAGUAAAAGUGAUUCCAGAGACCGUUCGUCAUCAAGUUCAUCCAAUCGCAGUCGAGAUCGGGAACGCCGGCGCGAUAGAGAAAGGCACAGCGACAGAGAUCGCGAUAGGAAUCGUGAUAAGGACGGCUAUAGGGAAAGAGAUCGCCGUGAACAUAGUAGAAAUGAUUCGGAACGAAAGAGUCGUGGUGAUGCAACAUCAUCUGUUCGUAGUGGCGAGCGGACACCUCGAUUUAGGGACGAACCACGAACACCAAUGGAUAUCUCUGUAAGUGGCAGUGCUUGGGACGAGGAUGACUCUGACCGUCCGUCGCAGUCCAAGAAAUCCUCUUGGGACUUUCCCACACCCAAAUCGUACGCUAGUUCAGAUCGACCCGAUUGGUCCACGAGAAGCGGCAGUAGCAGUGGUAUUGGUACAAGCAGUUCGCGAGGUCGGUCUCGUCACGAACGUGAAGAUGAUACCCCAAGGCCAACACCUGCUCACAACUAUAAUGCAUGGGCAAAUGAUCGCAAGCGUUCAGGUGCAACGCCAGCUACCGGACGCAGUAACCGCCAGCCGUGGGGUGAAAGCGAGGAAGACAGAGAUCUAUGGGAAGAAGAGCAGCGUCGUCUAGAUCGUGAAUGGUAUAAUAUUGAUGAAGGUUACGAUGAUGAAAACAAUCCUUUCUAUGGUGCUAAUGCAGAGUAUUUCCGUAAGCGUGAGGAAAUAAUCGAACAAAAGCGUACAAAGCGUAUUAGUGCACAACAGCGUCAAAUCAAUAAAGAUAAUGAGCUUUGGGAGCGUAAUCGUAUGCUUACAUCUGGCGUGGUCAUGUCCAUCAAUGUAAAUGAAGAUUUCGACGAAGAGGCGUUGGAGCGCGUGCAUUUGUUGGUGCAUCAUAUUAUUCCACCGUUCCUCGAUGGACGAAUUGUGUUCACUAAACAACCAGAACCGGUUAUACCGGUGAAAGAUCCCACCUCUGACAUGGCAUUGAUUGCGCGCAAGGGCAGCGGUCUGGUGCGUGUAUAUCGCGAGCAAAAAGAACGUCGAAAAGCACAAAAGAAACACUGGGAACUGGGUGGUACGAAAUUGGGUAACAUUAUGGGUAUUGAAAAGAAAGCUGAUGAAGAAGAUGCCAAAUUCGAUAAGGACACAGAUACAGCAGACUAUCGACGUGACCAAAAAUUCGCCGAGCAUAUGCGCGAUCAAGAUUCGGGUGGAAAAAGUGAUUUUGCGCGCAAAAAAACCAUCUCGGAACAGCGUCGAUUUUUACCCGUAUUCGCUGUGCGUCAAGAGCUCUUGAAUGUCAUAAGGGAGAAUUCGGUCGUUAUUAUUGUGGGUGAAACGGGUAGCGGGAAGACAACACAGUUAACACAAUAUUUGCAUGAAGAUGGAUAUAGCAAUUUUGGCAUGAUAGGUUGCACGCAACCUCGUCGUGUGGCAGCCAUGUCUGUGGCUAAACGUGUCUCCGAUGAAAUGGGCACCAAGCUGGGUGACGAAGUGGGCUAUGCUAUACGUUUUGAAGAUUGCACUUCCGAAAAGACCGUUAUCAAAUACAUGACCGAUGGUAUAUUAUUGCGAGAGAGUUUGCGUGAUCCUGAUUUGGAUGGUUAUUCGGCUGUCAUCAUGGACGAAGCACAUGAACGUUCCUUGUCUACAGAUGUCCUUUUCGGAUUGCUGCGGGAGAUUGUUGCUAGGCGCCAUGAUCUGAAGCUGAUCGUCACUUCAGCCACUAUGGACUCCACAAAGUUUGCGACAUUCUUCGGCAAUGUACCCACCUUCACAAUUCCUGGUCGUACUUUCCCAGUCGAUGUGAUGUUCAGUAAGAACACUUGCGAGGAUUACGUGGAAUCGGCGGUUAAACAGGCGCUACAAGUGCACCUCACACCCAACGAGGGCGACAUGUUAAUAUUUAUGCCCGGUCAAGAGGACAUCGAAGUAACAUGCGAAGUGUUGGCCGAACGCUUAGCAGAGAUCGACAAUGCACCCGAGUUGUCCAUAUUGCCCAUCUAUUCCCAAUUACCGUCCGAUUUGCAAGCGAAAAUAUUCCAAAGGUCACCAGAAGGUUUGCGCAAGUGCGUGGUGGCCACAAACAUCGCUGAGACUUCACUGACUGUUGAUGGUAUCAUAUACGUCAUCGAUUCGGGAUACUGUAAACUGAAAGUCUACAAUCCACGCAUCGGUAUGGAUGCUCUACAAAUCUAUCCUAUCUCGCAGGCGAACGCCAAUCAACGUUCGGGUCGUGCGGGUCGUACUGGUCCCGGACAGGCGUUUCGCCUGUAUACACAACGACAAUACAAAGAGGAUCUACUGGCGCUGACUGUGCCCGAGAUACAGCGUACUAACUUGGCGAAUACGGUGUUGCUGCUGAAGUCGCUGGGAGUGGUGGACCUGCUGCAAUUUCACUUUAUGGAUCCGCCACCUCAGGAUAAUAUACUUAACUCAUUGUAUCAGCUGUGGAUACUUGGCGCAUUGGAUCACACUGGUGCGCUGACACCACUCGGUCGGCAAAUGGCCGAAUUUCCACUCGAUCCGCCGCAAUGUCAAAUGCUGAUUGUCUCCUGCCAAAUGGAGUGCAGCGCCGAAGUGCUCAUCAUAGUAUCUAUGCUUUCCGUUCCCUCCAUUUUCUAUCGACCCAAAGGACGCGAAGAAGAGGCAGAUGGUGUACGUGAGAAAUUCCAAGUGCCGGAAUCGGAUCAUCUAACCUACCUCAAUGUAUACCUGCAAUGGAAGCAAAAUAAUUACAAUUCCAGUUGGUGCAAUGAGCAUUUCAUACACGUGAAGGCAAUGCGUAAGGUACGUGAAGUGCGUCAACAGCUCAAGGAUAUUAUGGUACAACAGAAACUCAAUGUAAAAUCUUGCGGCACCGAUUGGGAUAUUGUGCGCAAAUGCAUUUGCUCGGCGUAUUUCUAUCAGGCUGCACGCCUUAAAGGUAUCGGCGAGUAUGUGAACUUGCGUACGGGCAUGCCUUGUCAUCUGCAUCCCACAUCGGCGCUCUAUGGCCUUGGCACAACACCCGACUACGUUGUAUAUCAUGAACUUGUGAUGACUGCCAAGGAAUAUAUGCAAUGCGCAACCGCUGUCGAUGGCUAUUGGCUGGCAGAAUUGGGUCCUAUGUUCUUCUCUGUGAAAGAAACUGGGCGCAGUGGGCGCGAGAAGAAGAAGCAAGCGGCUGAGCAUUUAAAGGAAAUGGAAACACAAAUGCAGUUGGCGCAAGAACAGAUGGAGGAACGCAAAUUGCAGGCAGCACAACGCGAAGAGCAGAUGACACCGAAGCAGGAAAUUAUAACGCCCGGCGGUGCUACACCCAGGCGUACGCCUGCGCGCAUUGGCUUGUAAUUGCGGCAAGAUCAUUUCGACCUACAUUCGUAUGUACAUACUUAAGUGUGCUUGUAGCCUAAUUCAUGACUCUGUAUUUUUACCAGCAACUAAUGGAAAUAAAGUGGUUAACAGAAAAAUGUUAA
Molecule: messenger RNA, 4031 nt
Organism: Anastrepha obliqua
Lineage: Eukaryota; Metazoa; Arthropoda; Insecta; Diptera; Tephritidae
Product: pre-mRNA-splicing factor ATP-dependent RNA helicase PRP16
Exons: 6
Coding region: 136-3906 (1256 amino acids)
Biological process (GO): mRNA splicing, via spliceosome
Cellular component (GO): spliceosomal complex; intracellular anatomical structure
Molecular function (GO): ATP binding; RNA binding
Source: RefSeq, a predicted model, not a curated record